Molecule: messenger RNA, 1710 nt
Organism: Penicillium daleae
Lineage: Eukaryota; Fungi; Ascomycota; Eurotiomycetes; Eurotiales; Aspergillaceae
Exons: 2
Coding region: 1-1710 (569 amino acids)
Molecular function (GO): monooxygenase activity; heme binding; iron ion binding
Source: RefSeq, a predicted model, not a curated record
AUGGCGAUUCACGAUAUUUCGGCCCAAGGGCUGAUUCAAACUGCGAGAGACGGUCUGUCGGAGUUGACCUGGACCACGACCUUUGCUGUGUUUGUGUUUUCAUGCAUCGCGACCCGCGUCAUCUCGGGGUUACAGAGCCGCCAGCGUGUCCAUGAUCCAGCAGAGCCUCGAACUUCACGAUUAGCGCCUUACUGGUUCCCAUGGGUCGGUCAUGGUAUUUCAUUCCUCUGGGAUCAUCAGGGUCUUCUUGGAUCAUUACGUGACUCUAUGGGCGAGUCUGUAUUUGGCGUCUAUCUACGUGGUGAAACUCACGAUACCGUGAUCUCACCAUCAAUGAUGAAAACCAUUCUUUCUUCCCAGGACGCAUCUAGUACCCCCUUACUCGAUCAGGCCCUCCAAAAUGUCUUUGGCGAUCGCAGCCUUAUUCGAAACUUGCGACUGGCCCGUAACCAGGAAGUCAGUGAUGAUGUAUCUGGAAUCAUGAGCCGAGAGCCAUUCAUCAGUGAUGCCUCGACCGCGAUCAUCAACAUGUUGCAGCGCAACGUCGCAAAUUUAGUCAGCUUUAGCCGAAGCCCAGUCGACCAAUUCCAAUGGGAACGCGAUGGCCACGUUUCCACGUCCGAGGAAAACCAAUCCACCUGUGAGGCAAGGCUCUUCGAGCUCAUCAGGAGCUUUGUCGGUCAAAAUCUGAGCACUUUUCUCAUGAGCGAGGCUUUUGUGGAGAACUUCCCUCUUUUCCUCACUGAUUUGUGGACGUUGGAUAAAAACUUCGUCCCAUUAUUCUUGGGUCUACGUCGAUGGGUACCCACAACCCCGAAUAUUUCCGCGGGCUUUCCCGCACGCGAUCGACUGCUUCAUAUGAUGUCGGUAUUCUACCGGGCAUUCAACGCCUGGGACGAUGGAAUCGACCCCGGCAUCGAGCUCCGCGAACUCGACGACGUAUCCGACCUGGUAAAGGAGCGCAUGAGGACCUUCCGCAAACUAGAACUCUCCCCGAGCGCUAGUGCAGCAGGCCACCUAUCUCUAUACUGGGACGUGAUCGAAUAUACAUCCAAGAUCACGUUCUGGACAAUCACCCACAUCUUCGCAGACAGCGAGCUCCUCAAAGAAAUCCGAAAGGAGAUUUCUACCUGCGUCAAGUCAUCUCGACCAAGCCGUCAAGAAACCGGCUUCCCCUUCGAGGAGCCGCCCAGACUCGACAUGGACCUUGAAAAGGUACUGGACUCAUGCCCGCUCCUCAAGGCAUGCUACUACGAGUCCAUCCGUCUGCACUCUGCAGGUAUUUCGUUCAGAAAACUCGAAACAGAUAUGACUCUUACCGAGUCUACGGAAGACGCCACCCAGCCGCGUACAUAUAAGCUCCGUAAGGGUGAGAAUGUCAUUAUGCCUCAUGGUGUCUACCACAAUGACCCGCUGCGGUUCUCGAACCCGGAUCAGUAUGAUCCUCUCCGCUUUAUCGUGACGGAUUCUGUGUCUGGCACCAAGCGGGCCAAUGCUGCUAGCCUUGCACCUUUCGCAGAUGGAUUGUAUGGUUGCAAGAAUAAUGCUCUUACCGAGCGGGCGAUCCUGGCGUUCACUGCGGGCAUUGUUUCGAUGUGGGAUAUUACUUCUACUGAUGAAAAUGGUCUGGUGGUCCCGAAGAAUUGGACGACGUGGGGGACUUUCCAGCCUGCCAAGGAUGUAAAGGUGAAGAUGCAGUUGAGAGUGUAA